AUGUCUGACGGAGCAAACCAGAGCCUGGAAAUUUAUUGCGGCUCCAGCCCACCCAGGGCCGUGGAUAUUUUAAAGAAUUUAAGUUUGCCUGCUAUCAUCUUAUACACUGUUCUCACUCUAAUGGCUGUAAUUGCAAAUCUUGUGUAUUUUGAGGAAAUUAUCUACCUGUUAAGAAAAGUCCCUGCCACAAACAGGCGAACAACUAUAAUGUGGGUGAGCGGGGCUGCACCUGUGAUUGCAUCUACAUCCUGUGUAGGGAUGUGGAUUCCUCUAGCAUCAAUGAUCACAGAUUUGACGACAGCAGUGUAUUUUGCAAUUGUCAUCCAUAAAUUCCAGCGAAUGAUGAUAGAAGAAUUUGGAGGUGAUGAGCUAUUCUUGAAACGAUUUCAGAAUACACCUGUCAAGAUUAGUACAGGACCCUGUUGUUGCUGUUGUCUUUGUUUGCCUUUUGCAAAGAUUUCAAGGCGCUUGAUGUUCUUAUUGAAAUUGGGAACAUUUCAACUUGCUUUCUUACGGCCAGUCCUAAUGAUCUUCACAUUAGUUCUUUGGGUGAAUGGGACAUUUAGUCUGGAUGAUCUUUCUGCUAGUGGACCUGCAAUAUGGAUUAACUCUUCCCUUGGUGUGUCCACAAUAGUUGCACUGUGGCCUAUUGGAAUUGUUUUUAACAAAGUUAAAGGUGAACUAAAAAAUCAGAAGAUAAUUCCAAAAUUCACUCUUUAUCAGAUUUCAUUCAUUCUCACUCAACUCCAAGCUGCCAUUAUCAACAUAACAGCACUGUCAGGUGGCAUUGCCUGUGCACCUCCACUUUCACCCACUGCCAGAGGAGGAUAUAUGAACCAGCAGCUUCUCAUUAUGGAGAUGUUCAUUAUCACUUUGUUAUCACGAAUCUACUAUCGGAGAAAAUACAAUCAACAACAAAUAGAUGAAUUGCAACCUCCAGUAAAAACACAAGAGAACCAAAACCUCUCAAAUGGUACCAAAACAGAAGCUGAAACUAUGAGAGUGUAA
Hemiscyllium ocellatum (epaulette shark) is the source of this 1008-nucleotide messenger RNA. RefSeq names its product organic solute transporter subunit alpha-like. Gene Ontology annotation, molecular function: transporter activity. The coding region runs from base 1 to 1008 and encodes 335 amino acids. Gene Ontology annotation, biological process: transport. The record is from RefSeq and is a predicted model, not a curated record. NCBI's taxonomy places the organism in Eukaryota, Metazoa, Chordata, Chondrichthyes, Orectolobiformes, Hemiscylliidae. The transcript is spliced from 8 exons.